AAUUCAGAAGCACUGUUAGGUUUUGUUUGUUGUGAAAUCAGCUCUCACUGCAGCAAGAAUGGCUUCAAACUUGUGGUCGGAGGAUCAUUUUAGUUGUCCGGUGUGUCUGGAGAUAUUGAAGGGCCCAGUCACUAUUCCAUGUGGUCACAGUUACUGUAUGGGGUGUAUUAAGAACUGCUGGGAUCAGACUGAUCAUACAGGUGUCUACAGCUGCCCCCAGUGCAGAAAGACCUUUACCCCAAGGCCUGUUCUGGGCAGAAACAUCAUUCUGGCUGAAGUUGUGGAAAAAUUAAAGAAGACAGGGCUUAAUCCUCCUCCUACUCAAAGUUAUGCAGGACCUGGAGAUGUGCCGUGUGAUUUCUGCACUGGGAGAAAGUUCAAAGCUGUGAAAUCCUGUUUCACGUGCCUGGCCUCUUACUGUGAAACCCACGUCAAGCCACACAGUGAGGUUACUCCAUUAAAGAGGCACAAACUGGUCACUGCAAUUGGAAAUCUGGAGCAGAAGCUUUGUGCCGAACACCAGCGAUUAUGUGAGGUCUUUUGUAGAACUGAUCAGACGUGUAUUUGCUGGUUGUGUGCAGACAAGGAACACAAGAGCCACGAUACAGUCUUAACUGAGAUAGAAAGGACUCGGAAACAGAAGCAGCUAAGAGAGACACAGACAGAAAUACAACAGAUAAUCCAGGAGAGACUGAAAGAAGUGGAGGAGCUGAAACAGGCUGUUCAGUCACUGAAAAGAUCUGCAUGCAUAGAAAUAAAGGAAAGUGAGAAGAUCUUUACUGAGCUGAUCCGAUCCAUUGAGAAGAUCCACACUGAGGUUAUUGAGCUGAUUGGAGCUAACGAGAAGGCUGCAGUGAAUCAGGCUGAAGGACUCAUGAAGAAACUGGAGCAGGAGAUUGCUGAGCUAAGGAGGAGAAAUGCUGAGCUGAGACAGCUUUCAGAGACAGAGGAUCACAUCCAUUUUCUACAGAAUUUCCAGCUUUUCUGUGCCCCUCCUGAAGCUGGAGACUUACCCAGCGUUACUGUCAAUACAGACAUCUCUUUUGGGGCUGUGAGAAAAGCUGUAUCACAUCUUAAAGACCAUAUUGAGGACUUCUGCAAGGGGGAAUUAUUCAAAAUAACCAAAACAGUGAAUGAAAUUACAGUUUACAGUCUGCAGGCUCCACAGCCAAGGAACAGAGCUGGGUUUCUAAAAUAUUCCUGUCAGCUCACACUGGACUCCAACACAGCAUAUAGAGAGCUCUGUCUGUCUGAAGGGAACAGAAAGGUCACACGUAAGAGAGAGACCCAGCCAUAUCCUGAGCACCCAGAGAGAUUUGGCAGACUGGCCCAAGUGCUUUGUAGAGAGUGUUUGUAUGGGACUCGCUGUUACUGGGAGAUUGAGUGGAGUGGGGAAGGGGCUGAUAUAGGAGUCACAUAUAAAGGAAUCAGCAGGAAAGGAGGGGAUCGUUGCUGUGCCCUUGGAUGCAAUGACAAAUCCUGGAGUUUGUUCUGCUCUAGUUCCAGUUACUAUGCACAGCACAAUAAUAAGAGAACUGCAAUAACUGCCCCCCGCUCCCCCAAAAUAGGAGUGUAUCUGGACUUUAAUGCCGGCACUCUGUCAUUUUAUGGAGUGUCUGACACAAUGACCCUCCUGCACAGAUUCCAAACCACAUUCAUUGCACCUCUCUAUCCUGGGUUUUGGCUUCAUUACUGUGAUUCCCCUGUAACAAUCUGCCAGCUGCUAGGCCAGAUCCUCCCCACCGGACCUCCGUCAACACUGGUGGAAGUCAUGCUCACUCGCUCCCCAGCAUGGUUGCCCACCUCCUUCAGGACCAGGUUCUCGCAGACCCAGCACUACCUUUCCUGCUCGGCACCGACACCAGUGAUGUCGGACUUGGGUCAGUGCAUGUCAGAGUUGGAUGCACUGUCACAUUCCUCGGUCCAGUUAAACCGCUUCCCCUUCUUGCUUCAGGCCAAUGGCCCGGAUCUUGUCCAGCACCUUCCUGAGGUUGGCAAUGGCCUACUCGUAGGUCGCUGUAUGGAUGAGCAAGUCGUCCAGGUAGACCACGCAGGCCAAGCGGGCCAUAAGACGCUCAAAAGUGGCGGGGGCAUUGCACAGCCCGAAUGGCAUCACGUGAACUGCCAGAGGCCGUGCCCUGUGGUGAAAGUUGUCUUCGGCCAGGCCUCGGGGGCUAGCUCAACCUCUGUGGGGUGUGAUGGGAAAAAGAGGGAUAGGUGUGGAAGGGUUACUGUGACAGUCCCACUCACAACUGUCUCCUCUCCUCCCCUCCCCUCUCACACUGAUUCAGCAGUUUCUGCUCAGCCUGCUUUUCUAAACCUGGCCUCAGUCCAAAACCCCGCCUCUUCAGCUAAACACAAUUCCAGGAAGUCAGAAACACAGUUAAGUUCCGUUACUCUCUGUCUCACUGCAGCAAAAAUGUCAGAAGGAAAUAUUCUGCUAGCCAAGGAACAGCUUAGCUGUCCAGUGUGCCAGGAGAUAUUGAAGGACCCGGUCGCUAUUCCAUGUGGACACAGUUACUGUAUGGGGUGUAUUAAGAACUGCUGGGAUCAGACUGAUCAUACAGGUGUCUACAGCUGCCCCCAGUGCAGAAAGGCCUUUACCCCAAGGCCUGAUCUGUGCAGAAACACCAUGCUGGCUGAAGUUGUAGAGAAAUUAAAGAAGACAUGGCUCAGUCUUCUUGCUCAAAGUUAUGCUGGACCUGGAGAUGUGCCGUGUGAUUUCUGCACUGGGAGAAAGUUCAAAGCUGUGAAAUCCUGUUUGACGUGCCUGGCCUCUUACUGUGAAACACACGUCAAGCCACACUAUGAGGUUGCUGCAUUCAAGACGCACCAGCUGAUCAAUGCAAUUGGAAAUCUGGAGCAGAAGCUUUGUGCUGAACACCAUCGAGUUUUGGAGGUCUUCUGUAGAAUCGAUCAGACAUGUAUUUGCUGGUUGUGUGCAGACGGCGAGCACAAGAGCCAUGAUACAGUCUCAGCUGAGACAGAAAGGACUAGGAAACAGAAGCAGCUGGGAGAGACACAGAGAGAAAUAGAACAGAGCAUCCAGGAGAGACUGAAAGAAGUCGAGGAGUUGAAACAGGCUGUGGAGUCACUGAAAAGAUCUGCAUGCAUAGAAAUAAAGGAAAGUGAGAAGAUCUUUACUGAGCUGAUCCGAUCCAUUGAGAUGAUCCACACUGAGGUUAUUGAGCUGAUUGGAGCUAACGAGAAGGCUGCAGUGAAUCAGGCUGAAGGACUCAUGAAGGAACUGGAGCAGGGGAUUGAUGAGCUAAGGAGGAGAAACGCUGAGCUGAAACAGCUUUCAGAGACAGAGGAUCACAUCAAUUUUCUACAGAAUUUCCAGUCCCUCUGUGCCCAUCCUGAAGCUGAAGACUUACCCAGCGUUAUUGUCAAUACAGACAUCUCUUUUGGGGCUGUAAGGAAAGCUGUAUCUGAACUUAAAGACCAUAUUGAGGACUUCUGCAAGGGGGGAUUAGUCAACAUAACCACAACAGUGAAUGAAGUUACAAUUUACAGUAUGCAGGCUCCAGGACCAAGGAACAGAGCUGAGUUUUUAAAAUAUUCCUGUCAGCUCACACUGGACCCCAACACAGCGAAUAGAACGCUCUGUCUGUCUGAAGGGAACAGAAAGGUCACACGCAGGAGAGAGACCCGGCCAUAUCCUAACCACCCAGAGAGAUUUGACAGCCGGGCCCAUGUGCUUUGCAGAGAGGGUUUGUCUGGAACUCGCUGUUACUGGGAGAUUGAGUGGAGUGGGGUGGCUUUAAUAGGUGUUACAUAUAAAGGAAUCAGCAGGAAAGGAGAGGAUGCUUCCUGUGGUCUUGGAUUCAAUGACAAGUCCUGGAGUUUGUACUGCACUGAUUUCAGUUACUCUGCCCUACACAAUUACAAUGGUAUUGAAAUAUCUGCCCCCUACUCCCCCAGAAUAGGAGUGUAUCUGGACUUCAAUGCUGGCACUCUGUCAUUUUAUGGCGUCUCUGACACAAUGACCCUCCUUUACAGAUUCCAAACCACAUUCACUGAGCCGCUCUAUCCUGGGCUCGGGCUUUAUUGUUCUGAUUCCCCUGUAACAAUCUGCCAGCUGAACUAGACUGUUUUUUGUUUUAAGAAAACAUCUGUAUAGAACUCCCUGUCUGUCCUCUCCACUCCUCAGGUGAAAGGAAUGUUCAAUCUCACAUAACUUUGUAUGAACGUUAGGGGGUAAAAUGGCACCACCUGCAGAGCGAAACAAGGUGAAUUAUUUGUUUUUACACUUGGGGCUGAAGCAGCCUAAUUUGUACUGUUUAAUUUAUGUCAGGUUAGUGUUUUUGCAAUUGUAAACACUCACAACUGAACAGGUGUUUCAGCAUUAAAAAGUUCAAUAUGUCGUUUUUAUUGAUUGCAAAUACUUAAAUAGCACAAGUGUCUGGUUGUGUCUAGGUUCUGUUCACCACUAGAUGUCACUGUUUCCUUUGUUUUCUUCGGAGGUGAAUAAACUUGAACUGUUAUUAUAUCAUGUUUUAAAUAUAUAUAUUGAUAACUUGACUGUACUACAAAUGUGUUAUUCUUCAAUUCUGUUUUCUAGUUAUGUUUUGUUACAUGAAAUACAAAUAAUAAAAUUAAUAAAUAACUAAAAUCAUUCAGGAGAGUUUUGUACACUAUGUUUGGUCCUGUGACAGUAUUAUCCAAAAGGUUUAAUAAAUAAUACUGUACUUUCUCUUUAUUAGCUUGUUUUUCUCUACUUCUCUGUCUCAGAUGAAAUCUGGAUUCCAAGGAUGUGUGUGUGAGAGUGCAUAUAUGUGUGUUUG
This is a messenger RNA of Acipenser ruthenus (sterlet), 4787 nucleotides long. RefSeq lists its product as uncharacterized. The transcript is spliced from 14 exons. Gene Ontology annotation, molecular function: protein binding; zinc ion binding. NCBI's taxonomy places the organism in Eukaryota, Metazoa, Chordata, Actinopteri, Acipenseriformes, Acipenseridae. The coding region runs from base 59 to 4090 and encodes 1343 amino acids. The record is from RefSeq and is a predicted model, not a curated record.